AUGGAUCAAUCCAAGAGUGUUGUAGUGCCCAUGACAACACAAACAAAGUUGUCUACUGCUCAGAGUCCAAAUACAGCUGGAGAAAGAAAAGAGAUGGUAUCUAUACCAUAUUCAAGUGCAGUGGGGAGCAUCAUGUAUAUGAUGAUAUGUACUAGGCCGGAUUUGGCUUAUGCUAUUAGUAUAUUGAGCAGGUUCAUGGCUGAUCCAGGUAGGGCUCAUUGGGAAGCUCUGAAGCAAGUCUUGAGGUACAUAAAAGGUACUGCAGAUUGUGGAGUUAUGUUCAAGAGAAUAGAUAAGUAUGAAGGAAAUCCUCUACUUGGUUUUGUUGAUGCUGAUUUUGCAGCAAAUAUUGAUUCAAGAAGGUCGCAGACUGGAUAUAUUUUUACUUUGUAUGGAGCAGUUGUGUCAUGGAGGUCUCUGUUGCAACCUGUGGUUUCUUUAUCCACCACUAAGGCCGAAUAUUUGGCCAUGACAGAGGCAGUAAAAGAAGGAGUAUGGCUCAAAGGAAUGAUUGCUGAUUUUGGGAUUUCUCAUAAAUUUGUUACAAUUUUCUGUGAUAACCAAAGUGCUUUGCAUUUAGCAAAGCACCAAGUUUUCCAUGAGCGCUCAAAGCACAUUGAUGUGCGUUACCAUUUCGUUCGAGAUCUGGUCAACAAAGGCAUAAUACAGGUUUCAAAGGUUCCUACAGAAGAGAAUCCAGCUGACUGCCUUACAAAGCCAUUGCAGAGGAUUAAGUUCGAGCAUUGUCUCGAGCUUGUCAAUGUUGUCUGA
Salvia miltiorrhiza (redroot sage) is the source of this 771-nucleotide messenger RNA. Its product is annotated as secreted RxLR effector protein 161-like. The coding region runs from base 1 to 771 and encodes 256 amino acids. Lineage: Eukaryota; Viridiplantae; Streptophyta; Magnoliopsida; Lamiales; Lamiaceae. The transcript has a single exon. The record is from RefSeq and is a predicted model, not a curated record.